AUGAAUUAUGCAAUCAUCACCGCAUUACUUCUAUUUGCAAGCAUUCAGUUUGUAUCGAUAUUUGGAGAACUUUCAUUGCUAGAUCAUGCGCUGUUUAACUUUACGGUGAGCUUAAUGCAAAAAAUAGCGAAGGACGAUAAAUCAGCCAUUCUAUCUCCUCUUUCUGUGUCAACUUCACUGUUUAUGGUUUACCUCGCAGCGGAUGGCAAAACGAAGGAGCAAUUGCAGAAAAUUCUUGGUGGAACUUCAAGGACAUCUGAUCUUCGACAAUACUUCGCUAAUCAAAUAGCUGAUAGCGCAAACAUAAAAAGACAAAAAAUACAAGUUGAAUGUAGCAAAUCGUUUUUGCAUAAGGGAGGAUUUUCUGUAAAAGACAGCUUCAAAAGAAUGCUCCGAAUGUAUUACAACGAAACAAUGCAUGAAUUCAAUUUUGAGAAGAGGAAGGAAUUUGUUAAGGAAAUCAAUAAAUGGAUUUCGCGUAAAACAAACAAGAAAAUUAAAGAUUUAAUAAAAGAGGACAGUAUCAACAAGGAUACAAAUAUUUUGCUCAUGAAUGCAAUUUACUUCAAAGCCACUUGGAAAAACAAUUCAUGA
Brugia pahangi is the source of this 594-nucleotide messenger RNA. The record is from the annotation of a GenBank genome assembly. NCBI's taxonomy places the organism in Eukaryota, Metazoa, Nematoda, Chromadorea, Rhabditida, Onchocercidae.